This is a messenger RNA of Salvia hispanica, 620 nucleotides long. RefSeq lists its product as uncharacterized. The record is from RefSeq and is a predicted model, not a curated record. NCBI's taxonomy places the organism in Eukaryota, Viridiplantae, Streptophyta, Magnoliopsida, Lamiales, Lamiaceae.
UGAUGUCGCGAAUAGAUACAGAAUACAGCUGAUAGAUGAAUGUGAUCGUCUCUCUGGCGACCUUUAAACUGGAAACCUUCAAAUUCAAUUCAACAAAGAUGGAGAUUUUUUCCGACGAAUCAUUCUCUCUCUCAUAUUGGGAUUACUUCAGUUAUCUUCUCCUUCGCCCCAUUGCUGCUAUUCUCUUUACGGUCUCCUUACUCUUCUUUGGCUGGUUCUUGGCAUGGAAGCUGGUACUGGUUCAUGUACCUCUAGUGCAGGAGAUUUUCGGUCUGAGGAAAAAAAUCAUCAAGCCAAAGCCGCCUGGUAGAAGAAGAUUCACUCAAUUUUACAACAGAAUUAAUGCCCAAAAUCCUUCUUCAGAAGAGUAGCCGAAGAAUUCUUGUUUCGGACGCGAAUUGAUCUAAGCUCUCAACUCCAAACUGGCUGAUGCUGGGAAGUGCUCAAUCAGGAGGAGUAGAAGAAGAGUGUUUGAUGCUGUGACAUAAUAAUUUGUACAUUAAAUAAUUUAUUAUAGGUAGUUGUAAAUUGAUCAUAUUAUAUAACUGAUGUGUGCUGUAUAAUAAGAAGGUUUGGACUUUGUUUCAUUGUGAAUUUAAUCGAGUUGAGUUUUUAAAUUA